CAACCUCAAACCACCAAGUCCGUCAUCCUUCGCGACAAUGAUCGUGUCGUUGCCAUCGUAGGACAUCGACGAAGAUGAACUAUCUACUAUCAAUCCAAAGAUGGUACUGCAAGCCCUAAGGCUCGCAUCAAAAGCGGACACUUCGUCGACAUCGCGACCUCCACUGCAGAACUCGCGUAUCACGUCCUUCUUCGCGCCUCUCAGCCAUACAUCGCAGUCAAAAGCCGAAAGAAAGCCGUCUGCAGAGUCUACGCGAAACACUGCGCAAUCGCUUGUGCGAAGCGGCGAAGUCGUCGAUGCGUCGGCCGAGCGCGUCUCUACACCUCCUUCCUCCGAGACCAAGAAGCGAAAAGCGAUUCCUCGACGCGGAAACGCCAUACAAGGCACCGGCAAUCAAAAUGAAAACUCUCCACAGCACAAUGGUGAUAUGUCACCGCAAGCAUCUCUUGCAGGGCCGGACUCGCAACCGGCGAGCCAUGUUAAGGUGAAGACAUCACAAGAAACAAGGACACUAAGGUCGAAAGAGAAGGCUCAGUUCAAAUCAGAGCUGUCCAUGUACUUCAGCAAUUACGAAGAGAUCAUGGCGAAUGCCCCGCGUUCACCUGACUUUCUCAAGGUCGAUGAACCCAUCUACAUUGUGGACGAGCCGUUGAAGACAAAAGGAUCAUCUUCACCCGCUAAAUCGAGGUCUAUCACCGUACCCACGCGACCACGAGCACCCUCUACGCACGCUGCUUCAGCACGUUCUCAGGUAACAUCUGCUCAAAAUGAAGCAAAAACUGUACAAUUGCCAUCUCCUGCCAAAUCUUCAAUUGAGUCUGGAGAUCCGUUCGCAGACGACAAGUACCUAAUUUAUCACCGUCGUGCCGAACGCCGGGAAAAGCAGCUACGCAAUAUUGAAAAGGAGCGAGCCCAGCAUGAGAAGGCACAUCUGGAGCGAAUAUUGGAAGGCCUGCAGGGCCCCGACUGGCUCAAAGUGCUUGGCGUCACUGGUGUAACCGAGAGCGAGCAGAAGGAAUGGAGGCCUAAGCGUGAUCAUUUCAUCAGAGAAGUCGCAGACUUAGUGGACAAAUUUGAACGAUGGAAGGAAGAAGAGCGGCGCCAGCGGCUGAAGAAGGAGAGAGAGCGUGAAGCGGAGCAGGACGAUAACGCAGAUGCCGUGUCAAGCUCAAGUGCUGGUGCAAGCUCAAGUGACCUCGAUGCGCGAGCUGCGCUUCAGCUAUUACAGGAAGCUGGACAAACCCCAAAGCAGUCGCGUCGUAGGCGAUCACAACACGUCUUGUACGAGGCACCGCCCAGUCCCGAGCAACCGUUUACGGGCUUCUACAAAGAUCCACGUCUGCGUGCUCAGGCUCUGGGUGAGACCCGUCAUGGGAGACACAUGACUGCUUUCGGUGUCGCCCUGCCAGAUCCUCCUGAGGCGGAGUUUGAGUUGUAUGACGACUGGACAACGCAUGAUUCGAGACGUGCAAGAGAGCACAAACGUCGGAAGCUCAAAAGGGAGCCUCAUGCUCAGCGGCAAUUUAUAUGAGAUGUUGGAUUGGCGUAAAUUAAUUUGCACCAUUCAUGAUUUACAGGGAAAAAGCGUACAGGGGAAGAGCAGCCUGUUCUCUUGCUCUCCCGGAUAGGAGUUUUGCAUGGUUUGCUGGCGUAGUUCAGCCUGUAGGAUUAGUCACCAAUUAGUGUAUGGCGAUAAUUACACUUGCAUUGUUUGUCA
Verruconis gallopava is the source of this 1717-nucleotide messenger RNA. RefSeq lists its product as uncharacterized. NCBI's taxonomy places the organism in Eukaryota, Fungi, Ascomycota, Dothideomycetes, Venturiales, Sympoventuriaceae. Gene Ontology annotation, molecular function: histone acetyltransferase activity. The record is from RefSeq and is a predicted model, not a curated record. The coding region runs from base 101 to 1531 and encodes 476 amino acids. The transcript has a single exon. Gene Ontology annotation, cellular component: SAS acetyltransferase complex.